This is a messenger RNA of Spirodela intermedia, 1334 nucleotides long. The record is from the annotation of a GenBank genome assembly. NCBI's taxonomy places the organism in Eukaryota, Viridiplantae, Streptophyta, Magnoliopsida, Alismatales, Araceae.
AUGGGACUGAUGAUGAAGAACGAGAGGGACAAAAAUGCAGAGGGGCGAUUGGCUGGAUCUGAUUAGGAUGUGCCAUCCACCAUGUCCUAAGGCUCCAUACAGUAUUGGGCUCCUGGUUCGGCACCUCCCCAACGGUCGUAGAUUAUUUUUUAACCCUCCGCGCUUUGGAUGAGCCGCGGUCGUCGUCCUAUCGGCACAAAGCGUCUUUUCUUCCCUGCUCUGGGCACAUCUAUCUACAGCUCUCUCUCUCUCUUUCUCUCUCUCUGCUGGGCUGCAUCUGUUGUUUUUUGGAUUAUCUCUCGACAGGGCUCUCCCUUAGCUCUCUCAGCCUCUAGAUGGAAGCCAACUCCUGUGAGUCGUCUCUUUGAUGCAGUAUAGGAACGAUCUUCUGGGAUUUUCCUCUGGCCGUAGAUCAUGGUUUCUUCCCUUGGCCUUUUAGGGAGCGUUUGGUGUCUUAGUCAAUGGGAUUGUCUCUUUUGCUUUCUUAUCCAUGGUCUCUUUCUUCCGCUUGAGGGGAUGUCGCCUGGAAUAUUUUAUCUCACAAGUAGAGGGAGGGUCAGAUAGUCGCGUCACGACUUUGUCGGAGGCCAGAUCCCCUACGUGGGCUGGAGGGGCAAUCCCAGUAGAGAGAAAGAGAGAGAGAGAGAGAGAGGGAAGAAGAGUCUCACCAGAGAGGUAAAGAGGAAGAGGGAUAGGAAGAAGAGCAUCUUGGAGGGCGUGUCAACGCUGCCGGCUAUGGAGACCCACGCGAGGCUGGCUACGCUGGGGGCCGCGACGAAGAGGAAGAAAACCGGGCGGAGCAUGGUGGGCAGUCCAUCGCUGCCGGCAAACCUCUGGUAGAGCGUCACAAACAGCACAAGGUAAUGGGACAUCCCAAGCGUGAACAUGAACACGGCACUCUCCUGCCUUCCCAUCUGCGCUGCCGCCCUUGCCCCUAUAAGGUUCCCAAUGACCGACAGCUGGCUCGUGGGGUUCGCCACCAAGGUCAGGAACUUCUUCCCCUUGGUGAUCCACUGGCCGUAGAUCUUCACAUCGAGGGCCAGCACCGGCGUCGAGAAGACCCACCAGAGGGCCACGUAGGGUUUCGUCCCCGGGAGGAAGAAGGGCGAACACUGCAGGAGGAGGAGCCCCGAGAUCCAAGGGGCGAAGAAAUAGUUGACCCCAACGUGGUCGUAAUACUCGGCCUUGACGCUGUCAAAGUGGAAGAUGCAGCGAAGGGCGUAGAGGAGACAGAAGAGAACGAGUGUGGCGAGGGCGAGGGACCAAAGGAGGUGGAAGGCGGCGGAAGGGAGGGCGCGGACGGCGUGGCGGAGGGCGAAGGAGUUCGCCACUGA